AUGCAGCCUCCGUGCUGCCCAAGCGGACCUACUCCAGUGGCGCCUCCCGAGGACUACCAGGAACAGGGCGAGGAGAUUCUUGUGGAAGCGCUUCCAUGCUAUCAGAGCGGGGAGCCAACCAGCCAAGCAGCAGUUCUUGUUCUGUCUGACAUUUUCGGCUGGCGCAGUGGCCGCACGCGGCAGAUCUGCGACAAGAUUGCAUCACAGGGAUUUUUGGUUAUUCUCCCAAACUUCUUUCACGAUGACGGCUGGGACCACAACAAGCCUCUGACUGGUUGGUCGUGUCCGUGGUAUUUCUUCAAGCACCUAAUGUGGUACGGAUGGUACAAGCAUGACCCGGAGAAAAGCCGCUACUCCUGUUCCUGCCUGCCGGUCUCCAGCAAUGUGGGGACGACCCUUCGUCAUCUCGUCUCCCAUUGCGGAGCCGACAGCUCCCGGACAUUGGCAGUCCUUGGCUUUUGUUGGGGAGGCUGGUUAGCACUUCGAGCUUGUGGCAUUUCUGGCGUUUCAUGUGGAGUUGCAGUGCACCCCACGAUGAAUAUGGAGACGUUCCACGGUGGAGACCUCGGCGAUGCUUACAAGAAGAUCCGAGUACCAGUGAUGUGCCUCAGUGCUGGUGACGAUCCUGUCGACGCCAAGCCCGGAGGCCCACUCGACGAGGCGCUCAAGAGCAAGCCCUUCGGGCAGGAGCUUGCGUACUGCGCGAGUUUCCUGAGAUGCGCCAUGGUUGGGUCCCACGCGGCAGCGACGAUGACCCCGCAGUUCAGCGAGAUCCUGGGGGUCGGCGGAUGGCUCUGGAUGCCGCCGUGA
Messenger RNA from Prorocentrum cordatum, 810 nucleotides. Lineage: Eukaryota; Dinophyceae; Prorocentrales; Prorocentraceae. The record is from the annotation of a GenBank genome assembly.